AGAGUACCAGAAAAUGAUCUAUAUCAAUUUAUCAGGCCUGGGGAACCUUUUUUCCUAUGGAGACAAGUUGGGGUAUUUUUUUACUAUGUAACCAAUGCAAUGGGCAUCAUUCUACUCCUGGUAAUAAACACAGUAUAUGAGAAGGAAAUAGGGGCAAAAGUCUGGAUCACAACAGCUUUGCUAGAAAUCGGAACUGGCUAUUACAUCCCUCCAAAUGACUUCCAGUACCUCCAUGGUUCUCUAUCCUUUGCAAUUCAGACCGGAAUAAGGAGCAGCAAAGGUGACAACUAUAAAUCGCCGUCCAAUCUUGUGGAUUCUUUGGAUGAAGCGUUUCAGUGUUCAUAUUCAAAGCAUUUGUUGUCCGUGAAAGGCAGGAAAAGAUGCAAAGAGGAGGAGAAACUGGAGCCAUUAUCCCAAUGGGAGCCUGAGAGAGUCCUGUUUCUAGACAGCUAUGGCACUUACAUCAAUGUUCACGCUGUGGCUCAGGCCUUGCAUGUUUCGCUUUCAUCAAGAUCCCAGAGGAGGCUGAUGGUGGAGGAAGGAGAGCAAUGGGGACCCCAAAGGCUACAGCCGUGGCAGCUUCACCCUUUCUUGAGAGAAAUCCAGUGUCUGAAUACUUCCAGAGGCAGGCUGUGCUUGGAUGAGAACUGGGAACUACCAGGAGACUUCGAUAUUAUAAACUGGGUGAUGUCUCCCAAUAAGUCUCGUGACCUUGUGAAAAUUGGAAAUAUAAGGAGAGAGACGUCUGCUAGCAUAAAGUUCACCAUUAACCCAGAAGCUAUUGAGUGGCCCAAGAAAUUCAACAAGGUAAGGGGAAUCACAGAGAGGGGAGGCUAGGAGAUCCUGAAUAUAUUUUUCCUUGAACAACUACUGCAAAAUGACUAUAUCAGGUUGACCAAUGAUGUCUUGACCGUCCAAUAACAGCUGCAACCACCACUGCUUCUUUCCACAGCAGCUGAGAUAGGAGGGGAAUUUGGGGUGCUCAGAGAAAGAAUAGAGCCCAGAGGUCCUUAGAAAAGACACUACCUAUUUCCGAACCAGACUGAGAAUUUAAGAAUUCUGGACAGAAUCUCUAACCGAAUAGACUACGUAGAUAAGAAGAAAAGGGAAAACACCUAGUAAAAGUGAACUAUUGGGUUUUCAUACAUGCAGAAGGAUGGAAAGCAAUUUAUUUUUGAAAUGAUAAUUACUGAUUUAUUGUGGAAUUUUUAAAUUUGUGGAGUAUGCUCACUUGUAGAUGUUGCAAAUGUUAAACUAUUGUAUGUGCAGGAAUUAAGAAGUGCACAGCAGUUGGUGAAGGAUGAUAAGUUUUUUUAAAAAACCC
This is a messenger RNA of Podarcis muralis (Common wall lizard), 1324 nucleotides long. The record is from RefSeq and is a predicted model, not a curated record. NCBI's taxonomy places the organism in Eukaryota, Metazoa, Chordata, Lepidosauria, Squamata, Lacertidae.